Molecule: messenger RNA, 393 nt
Organism: Coffea arabica (coffee)
Lineage: Eukaryota; Viridiplantae; Streptophyta; Magnoliopsida; Gentianales; Rubiaceae
Source: RefSeq, a predicted model, not a curated record
AUGGGCGGGGGAAGGGGGAAAGGGAGGGCUGAGGGUGACGGGGAAGGGCAGUGGGCAGGGGGCGGGGAAAGGGAGGCAGAGGGAUGGCGGGGGUGGGCAGUGGGCGGGGAAGAGGAAAGGGAGGCAGAGAAGUGGUGGGGGAAAGGGGGGGGGGCGGGGGGCGGGGGAAGAGGGAGGGCUGAGGGUGACGGGGAAGGCAGUGGCAGCGGGCGGGGAAAGGGAGGGCAGAGGGGUGGCGGGGGUGGGCAGUGGGCAGGGGAAGAGGGAAAGAGAGGGCAGAGGGGUGACGAGGAAGGGCAGUGGGCAGGGGGUGGGGAAGAGGGAGGGCUGAGGGGUGAUGGGGAAGGGCAGUGGGCGGGGGGCGGGGGAAGGGGGAAAGGGAGUUGCUGCUGA